GCGAGGAGCGCGCGUGGAUGGCCCGGGCCGGAGCGCGCCCGAGAACGACUCUGGACCUGGCCCUGCGGCUGCUGCUGGUUCUCGAGCUGGGCCGCCAGGUCGCCCUGAGUCCGCUGCCGCCUGGGUCCAGGUCGCUGGGACAGGCCCAAGCCUCCUGCCCGCCCUCCAGCUUCCAGUGUCGCUCCAGCGGCUACUGCGUGCCCCUCACCUGGCGCUGUGACAGUGAUGAGGACUGUCCUGAUGGCAGCGACGAGGAGGCCUGCAGAAUCGAACCGUGUGCCCAGGACGGGCCGUGUCCACCGCCCACCCGCGACCCCUGCUCUUGCGACAACAUCCAGGACUGCCCGGGUGGGGCCGAGCUGCAUCACCUUAACUGCAGUUACCCGCCGUGCCCCGCAGGAGAGCUGCGGUGCCUGCUGGGCGCUGCCUGCAUCCCGCUCACGUGGCUCUGCGACGGCCACCCCGACUGCCCCGACGCCAGCGACGAGCGGAGCUGUGGAAAUCAGACCGAUCAGGAGGGGAUCGGCACGUCCACGGCGACCCCCGAGGCCCUGGAGAGCACCCCCACUGUCAGCAACUCCUCGGCCUCUCCUCCCGGGGACCGGCUCUCAGCCCAGCCACGAAACCCAAGUGCCAGUUGGGGUGUGGCGGUUGGUGCGGUGCUCAUCAUAGGCCUGGCCGUCACCUCCCUGGUGUUUUACUGCCUGGGGGUCCCGAGACGCCCCUCGCGCCUGUGGCUGCUGGUGGACCUGAAGAAUUGCCUGGUGCUGCUGGACCGGAAAAGCUCGCUGCUCUGAACUGAAGCCUCAGACCCUCCCUCACCCGCCCCUCCCCAACCCCCCCCAGGCUGCGAAGGGGACACACGGUCGAUGGUGGCAGGCGGCCACGUGGCUCAUGGCACCCAAGCACCCGCAGGUGUGGCUCUGCAGCUUGGGGUGCCCAGACCCUCAGCUCCCUAAAGCUGACUGUGGGGAAUCUGGCUGGGGAACGUGUCCCGACUGGCGCGGAAGGACUGACCCCUCCUCCCAUGGGGCGACCCUGCACUUUGACAC
Molecule: messenger RNA, 1052 nt
Organism: Sorex fumeus (smoky shrew)
Lineage: Eukaryota; Metazoa; Chordata; Mammalia; Eulipotyphla; Soricidae
Gene: CD320
Product: CD320 molecule
Exons: 5
Coding region: 18-797 (259 amino acids)
Biological process (GO): cholesterol homeostasis; receptor-mediated endocytosis involved in cholesterol transport
Cellular component (GO): plasma membrane
Molecular function (GO): protein binding
Source: RefSeq, a predicted model, not a curated record